This is a messenger RNA of Larimichthys crocea (large yellow croaker), 501 nucleotides long. RefSeq names its product ATP synthase, H+ transporting, mitochondrial F0 complex, subunit g (gene atp5mg). Bases 96 to 407 code for a protein of 103 amino acids. Lineage: Eukaryota; Metazoa; Chordata; Actinopteri; Sciaenidae. The transcript is spliced from 3 exons. The record is from RefSeq and is a predicted model, not a curated record. Gene Ontology annotation, molecular function: proton transmembrane transporter activity. Gene Ontology annotation, biological process: proton motive force-driven ATP synthesis.
CUUUCUGUUCAGGCGCAUGCGCGGUCAGCCUCGGGUCUCGGGUCCUGGUGGUUGGAGGUGACAUUCAGCGAGUUAGCAUCGACAGACGCGUCAACAUGGCUCAAGCUGUGCAGAAACUGGUCUCUAAAGUCCCCACGAUGAUCGGCGCCGCUGUCACCUACUCCAGACCUCGGUUAGCAACCUUCUGGUACUAUGCCCGGGUCGAGCUCGUCCCUCCUUCUCCUGCCGAGAUCCCCAAAGCCAUCGAGGCUGCCAGGAACCUGAUCAAGGGGGCCCAGUCCGGACGGCUCGGCCAGACCACCGUGAAGGAUGCUUUCAGGAACGGACUGGUGGCAACUGAAGUGUUGAUGUGGUUCUACAUUGGAGAGUGCAUUGGCAAAGGAGGAAUCGUCGGCUAUGAUGUCUGAGUUUUGGACUGUCAUGCUUUAUUUUCUUUUGAGUGUUGUAUGCUCAACCUUCUGUAAAAAUCCUGGGAACCAAUAAACAGAUAUUGUUCUUGUU